Spodoptera frugiperda (fall armyworm) is the source of this 2040-nucleotide messenger RNA. RefSeq lists its product as uncharacterized. The record is from RefSeq and is a predicted model, not a curated record. Bases 498 to 1646 code for a protein of 382 amino acids. The transcript is spliced from 5 exons. Gene Ontology annotation, molecular function: oxidoreductase activity. Lineage: Eukaryota; Metazoa; Arthropoda; Insecta; Lepidoptera; Noctuidae.
GUGUGGUCACUAGUUAGUGGCGUGUUCGCGUUCAUAGCUUACUUUAUAUUGGUAAACAAGGGCAGGACCCUUGUUUAUUAUUAUAUUCAAAAAACCCAGUCCACCCUCUCGCUCGCUCACUAUUUUUAGAGACAUAAUUUGGAAGUGGACUUUAGUAUUGAAGUGGGCGCUUGUUGCUCUCCAGAUGUAAUAUUUAAACAGCACACAGUACAAAUUAUCACAUUAUAAACAGUUAAGCAAUAAGUCAAGCUUUGUGUCGUGUGUUUUGGCCUAGUGAAGGCGAGUCCGGUGAUCCAAUAUCCCAUCGCUGUGUAUUAUUUUCAAUACAAAACUGCUUGCAAUUAUAGAUCCCUUGCUAUCUAAUAUUCUUGCAUCCAAACAAAACAAACAUAAGAUCUACGUAUGUACUUUACCUAUAUAUCCUACUUUGCCUAGGAAAGUGCUUCGAAUUUUAUCCUUUUAAUUAAACAACGUACCACCAUAAUUUACAUAUCAAAAUGAGUAAACUGUGCAGACAAGUGUCCAUCGAGUCCCCCGGGCCGACACUUAGGGAAUGUGUGUUCAGUUUUGACGUACCUGUACCUGACGUUCCUAUGUACGGCGCAAGGAUUCGAGUGGUGUACGCCGGAGCCUGCUACAGAGCGAACAAGACUCGCUCUGCGUCAGUCUGCAGUACUUCCUCCAUAUCUUCCAUAGGCAGCCUCUCCGGAGAAAUGGAGAACUUCGGUAUCCAUACGCAUGCCACUCCUGCUCAUAUCGGUCUGAGAGACGGCGCUCUAUUUCCCGGUUACGAAGUAGCAGGUGUGGUAGAUGUCAUUGGUAAAGCUGCGGAAAGAUUGGACGGAAUCAAAGAAGGGUCGAGGAUUGUUUUGUAUCCUUACGAAGGUGUACCCAAUGGGUACGCGGAGUACAUUGUCGUACCAGAUUUUAAAUGUUUAGUACCUAUACCUGAUCAGUUGCCCUUGAGCGUAGCUGCCAUGCUUCCCACUGGUGCUUUAUUAGCCACAAACACGGUGGCUACGGCUGGAGAGUAUUUGAAGAAGGUAUUGGAUGGGCCAACGAAAAAGGAGAACACGACGGUGUUGAUUGUUGGCACUGGAGGGCUGGCGUUGUGGGCGCUGCGCAUCGCCACACAUUACUUUAAACAUGCGUCGUAUAACAAUCGCAUCAGGAUAUGCGUGGCUACCCUCAAAGACGAAGGAUUUAUUUUGGCGAAGGAAUGUGAAGAAGUAAAAGUAGUGCAGUGGAACGAAGACGCGUAUGAAAAGCAGCUCAUAGAGAGGACUACGGAUGCGUGUGGUGGACCCGUGGAUGUGGUACUCAACUUCGGUACCACUUCAAGAUCACUCCAUAGAUCUUUGCAGUGUCUCGCACUGGGUGGUGUGGUUCUAGUGACUGAAGAUGUAGGAGAAAAGCUUUUGCCCAAGUUCGCAAAAAAAGCUGAGGAGAUGAACGUGCACAUAGAAAUCGUCCCCAACGGAUCUAUAGAACAGCUCAAAGAACUGGUGGCUCUGGUGGCUAGGGGAGAAAUCGAGCCGCCACCGCACUCGGUGUUCCCAGCGGAAGAGGCGCAGGAGGUCGUCAGGAAGCUCUGCAACUCCGAGAUUACAGGGAGGGCGAUCCUCAAGUUCCAUAACAUUGACUAAUCACCCACGACUACUGUCGAGACAUUGAGACACUUUAUUUAUUCGCUUAGAUUAGACGGUACGGAGUAGCACAUAUAGUUUAGAUCUGGAGAUCAAACGCUGAGAGAGUCGGAGUCACUCCUGCCCUGCUGGCGGGCGGGAAGUACCCUCGCCCUACUUUGGGCUGAUCACCGGCCUAACUAACCAUUUCUUCAGUAGCACAUCAAUCGCGUGAAGCUGGAUCAUCUGCACCCCAACAGCUAGAAGGUGACGGCGGCAGUGGACUCACUGACUGCUGAUUUUUUCAUUAGAAUUAAGUUUACGCUAUCAUUAUCCAAUUAAUCAAUAUUCGUUAUCACUGUAUAUCUUCUAGUUAUAGCUAAAACCAAAGUAAUAAGAGUUGUAUAUUAUUGUC